AUGUCUGUGCAGCAACAGAUAGACAAUGCCAAGUCUGGAGAUGGCAAGGUUAAAGACCUGCAGAAGGAUACCUAUGAGUUGAAUGACAAGCAACAUAUGACCACCGAUUAUGGCGUCAAGAUCUCAGACCCGGACCACUGGCUUCGCGUGGUGAAUGAGAAGCAGACGGGGCCGAUGCUCCUGGAAGAUCAGAUUGGUCGUGAGAAGAUCAUGCGUUUUGACCAUGAACGUAUUCCCGAGCGUGUCGUCCACGCCCGUGGUACUGCCGCCUUUGGUACUUUUAAGCUCUUCGAGAGCGCCGAGGACGUGACCACCGCCGGUGUUUUGACCGACACUUCACGCGAGACACCCUUGUUCCUGCGAUUCUCUACAGUGCAGGGAAGCAAGGGCAGCGCCGACACCGUCCGAGAUGUGCGCGGUUUCGCAGUCAAGAUGUACACCCCUGAGGGUAACUGGGAUAUCGUGGGCAACAAUAUUCCCGUCUUCUUCAUUCAGGAUGCCAUCAAGUUCCCCGACGUGGUUCACUCGGUCAAGCCGGAGCCUCACAACGAAGUGCCUCAGGGUCAGAGUGCACACAACAACUUCUGGGACUUUGUGUACAUGCACAGUGAGACGACACAUAUGAACUACUGGCAAAUGUCUGACCGUGCAAUUCCCCGAUCCUACCGGAUGAUGCAAGGAUUUGGUGUCAACACCUACUCUCUCGUCAACAAGGAAGGGAAACGUCACCUAGUCAAGUUCCAUUUCACUCCGGAGCUUGGUGUUCACUCUCUGGUGUGGGACGAGGCCCUGAAGAUCUGUGGUCAGGACCCAGACUUCCACCGUAAGGAUUUGAUGGAGGCUAUUGAGAAGGGCCACUUCCCCCGCUGGAAGUUUGGUCUGCAGCUGAUCCCCGAGGAGAAGGCUGACGACUUUGAAUUUGACCCCUUGGAUGCCACCAAGGUCUGGCCCGAGGAACUCGUGCCCAUCCGUUACAUUGGACAGAUGGAGCUGAACCGCAACGUGGACGAGUUCUUCCCUCAGACCGAGCAGGUUGCUUUCUGUACCAGUCACAUUGUGCCCGGUAUUGAUUUCUCCAAUGACCCUCUGCUGCAAGGUCGGAACUUCUCCUACUUCGACACGCAGAUCUCUCGUCUCGGUCCGAACUGGCAAGAGCUGCCUAUCAACCGUCCCGUCUGUCCCUACAUGAACCUGGUGAACCGUGACGGCCAAGGAAAGCACCGCAUCACCAAGGGUACCGUGAACUACUGGCCCAACCGCUUCGGCACCAACCCGCCCGCUGAGCCUGCUCAGGGUGGCUUCACCAGCUACCCGGAGAAGAUCCAGGGCACCAAGGCCCGUCUGCUGUCCGAAAAGUUCAAGGAGCACUACAACCAGGCUCAGACUUUCUACAACUCCCUCUCUCAAAUCGAGAAAGCCCACGUGGCCAAGGCAUUCUCCUUCGAGCUGGAUCACUGCGACGACCCUAUUGUGUACAAGCGCAUGACCGAGCGUAUCGCCUCUAUCAGCACCGAGCUCGCUGAGACCGUCGCAAAUAACGUUGGCGGAGAUCUACCUUCAAAGUCUCCACGCUCCAACCACGGCAAGACCGCCAAGGGUCUCAGUCAACUCGAGUACAUGCCCGAGAAGGCCGUCAUCGACACCCGUCGCGUCGCCAUCCUGAUCGCCGACGGCUUCGACUACGACGCCUACACCACCAUGAAAGACGCUCUGACUGAGCGCGGCGCCUUCGUCUUCACCAUCGGUGCUCAACGCAAGGGCGUCACCUCCGAGUCAGGACAGACCGUUACCCCGGACCACUUCUUCGUGGGGAUGCGAUCGACCCUCUUCGACGCAACAUUUGUGCCCGGUGGCAAGCAUGUCGCCGAUGGUCUGGCCAAGAGCGGUGUCGCCAAGCACUGGAUCGCCGAAGCCUUCUCCCAUCUCAAGGCUAUCGCCGGUGUCAACGAGGCUGUACCUUUUAUCAAGAAGCAGAUUGGCCUGGAUGAGGUCAAGGUUGCCUCCCCUGGAGCUUCCGUUGCCGAUUCCUACGGUGUCGUGACCGGAUACGGGGACGCAUCUUCUACGUUGAAGGUGAGCGGCGAAAUUGGUCCCGAGUCCAAGGGCUUGGGUGAAAAGUUUAUCUGGCACAUUUCGCGUCACCGUAACUGGCAGCGUGAGUUGGAUGGAUUGUCUGACCAGGUUGGUGCGUGA
Messenger RNA from Penicillium oxalicum, 2193 nucleotides. It is a transcript of the gene catA, whose product is annotated as catalase catA. Gene Ontology annotation, cellular component: cytosol. NCBI's taxonomy places the organism in Eukaryota, Fungi, Ascomycota, Eurotiomycetes, Eurotiales, Aspergillaceae. The coding region runs from base 1 to 2193 and encodes 730 amino acids. The transcript is spliced from 3 exons. Gene Ontology annotation, molecular function: catalase activity; heme binding. Gene Ontology annotation, biological process: hydrogen peroxide catabolic process; response to oxidative stress. The record is from RefSeq and is a predicted model, not a curated record.